Messenger RNA from Anneissia japonica, 1257 nucleotides. RefSeq lists its product as uncharacterized. The record is from RefSeq and is a predicted model, not a curated record. The coding region runs from base 122 to 1096 and encodes 324 amino acids. NCBI's taxonomy places the organism in Eukaryota, Metazoa, Echinodermata, Crinoidea, Comatulida, Comatulidae. The transcript has 2 exons. Gene Ontology annotation, molecular function: protein binding.
GGAAAACCCAGACUGCAACAACGAUACGUUUUCACUUUAAAAUACAGAUCGACUAGGCCUAUACCUCCUGCAGGCUUCAAAACAGCUUUUUUUCAGGCUUGGUUUCUGAGUGUUACGUGAAAUGUCUGCUUUGGGUUCUUUGGAGUUGUUAGCAGCUGGGUUCUCCGCAUCAUUCGGAGUCGAGGUUCUACCUCCGGGUGCAGCUACAGAUGGGGCAUCAAACGCUCCACAAAAGCUCACCAUCCACGACCUCUUUCACAUCUCCCAUUCCAUGGUUCCAAGGGAGAUGCCUGCUACGACUGGUGGUGAAAUCGAGGUGAAUAUUCGAGGUCUGACUGGGGCAACGACUAUGGUAAAAGUGACGCCAGAUACUACCAUUGGAGAGAUGAAGAAAAUGACGAGCGACAAGCUAGAAAUAUCAAAACUACUAAAAUUUAUUUUUGAUAGGAGGAUUCUGGAAGACGAGAAGACGGUUGCGAUGGAAGGAAUCUCAAAUGGUAGCACUGUAAACUACAUUAUUUUGAGCGAAGAUAGAAAAUCAGAUGGCAUCUUUCAAAUGGAUACCGCCUUACUCGCUCAAAAUAAAGAUUACGAUUUUACGACUCGGAAUGAUGGAAAUAAAGUCUUCAUGAGAGGGGAAUAUCGCUAUCAUCGUCCGUGUGGCUGGUAUAGAUACGCAGUUGCUGUAAAAGAUGUUUACAGUAAUAACACUUGGCUUGGGGUUGAUGGUAUACGAACGGAAACCUCUGCAGGAGAAUGGCCUGUCUCCUACCAUGGAACAAAGAUGAGAGACGAAGGUGAAGUUGUCCGGAAGUUCAGAGAGGGUCCUGAGGCAGAGUACAUCAAAGGAGUCUACAGCAGUCCUUCCUUGGCUAUGGUCGAUGAAUUCUACGCACAGAUUUUCGAAUUUGAAGGGAAAAGAUACAAGAUCGCCUUGCAGAAUCGAAUCAAUCCUGACAAGGCUGGUGGCCACAUGAAGAUCAUUCCAGCAGAUCAGACGGAAGUAGGAGCUGACUACUGGAUAUCACCAAUGGAAGAUCAAACUGAAGGAAUUUUUGAUGUCAGACCUUACGGCAUUAUCAUCAAACAAAUCUAAGGCUAACAAACGUUUUGUAUUAUCAACUGAAUCAGAUAUGAAAAAUACGAACUACAGUACAGUACAACAUAAAUACAAUAUAACCAUCUAUAAAGUGACCGUGUGUCAUGUUUCAUUAAGACACGUAACCUAAAUACUAACGGAUAUAUGUUGCCUGUGUU